Messenger RNA from Drosophila suzukii, 2000 nucleotides. The record is from RefSeq and is a predicted model, not a curated record. NCBI's taxonomy places the organism in Eukaryota, Metazoa, Arthropoda, Insecta, Diptera, Drosophilidae.
GGCAAGCGCGACAGCGACUGCGACUGUGACCGCAGAAAACGAGGAGAGGCCAGUGCGAUUAUAGACAUCGGUGGCAAAGAUGAAGUCGUUCUGGCUCGCCGCAAUCUACGGGAUUCUCCUGAUUCACUGGACGCAAGCCAAUCCUAUUUUAAGCGAUCCCAAAGUGGCCACUGAGUUCAUUAUACUACACAAUAAUGAUAUGCAUGCCCGGUUCGAGCAGACGAGCGUUAAUAGUGGCACCUGUUCUCCGGAAGAUGCACAUACAAAUAAAUGCUAUGGAGGAUUCGCCCGUGUGGCCUACGAAGUUCGAAAAUAUCGCAAGGAGGCAAAGGAGGGAGGAACUUCCGUUUUGUAUUUAAAUGCCGGUGACACCUACACUGGAACCGCUUGGUUUACUAUUUUUAAGGACAAAAUCGCAAGCGCUUUCCUCAACAAAUUGGAACCCGAUGCCAUAUCACUGGGCAACCACGAAUUCGAUGAGAGAGUGGAGGGUCUGAUACCCUUUCUCAACGAAGUUAACUUCCCUGUACUGGCCUGCAAUCUGGAUCUCAGCAAGGUUCCCGAGUUGAAGGCCACCAAGCACUUGGCCCACUCCGCCAUCCUGGAGGCUAAUGGCACCAAGAUAGGUGUUAUUGGUUAUCUGACCCCAGAUACCAAAAAACUCACUCUUAAUAUGGAUGUAGAGUUUAAGGAGGAGGUGGAGUCCAUCAAUGCUGAGGCCAAGGGACUAAAGGCCCAGGGCAUUAAAAUCAUCAUUGCUCUGGGUCACUCGGGUUACUCGAAGGAUCAGGAGAUAGCCAAGAACUGUCCGGAGGUGGACAUCGUGAUUGGUGGGCAUACGAACACAUUCCUCUACAACGGUGCCCAGCCGGAUGCGGAACACAUUGAUGGACCGUAUCCCACGAUGGUCAAGCAGAAGAGCGGCAAGGAGGUUCCAGUGGUUCAGGCCUAUGCGUAUACCAAGUACCUAGGAAAACUCCAUGUACAGUUUGAUGCCGAGGGCAAUCUCAUAAAGUGGGAUGGUGCUCCUAUUCUGCUCAACGCUUCAGUGGCCCAGGAGCAGGAUCUCCUGGAACUGUUAGAGGUCUAUCGCCCGAAUGUAACUAGAUUGGAGAAGGCGGUCGUGGGACACUCGAAGGUUCAUCUGGAGGGACGCAAGGAGAUCUGUCGGGCUGAAGAGUGUAACCUGGGCAACCUGGUGACCGAUGCAUUUGUUUUUAGUCGGAUUAUGGAGGAUCAGGGUGGAGAUUUCUGGACGGAUGCAGCCAUAUCUCUGAUGCAGGGAGGAGGCAUUCGCAGCUCCAUUGAAAAGCGAUCCGAUGGCUCUAUCACCGACAGCGACAUCCUGUCCGUUCUGCCCUGGGAAAAUGAUCUCUUUAUGGUGCCCAUGUCGGGCAAAAGUCUUCGAAGGGCUUUGGAGCAUGGUGCUGGGUUAAGGGGCAAGGAUUCGGACGGUGGCUUCUUGCAGGUAUCCGGAAUCCACGUGGUCUUCAACCUAAAAAAACCCGAGGGUCAGCGAGUGGUCUCCGUGCAAGUUCGAUGUGCCGCCUGCCGAGUUCCCACCUAUAGCGAUCUGAAUGAUACGGCCAUCUACAAUGUCGUCGUGGGAGAGUUCCUGUUGGAUGGUGGAGAUGGUCAUGUAAUUAGGGACUCAGUCCACAAGCCACAGCGCCUCAAAAAUAACGAUAAGCAAGCCGUUUCCCAGUAUCUAAAGCAGCAGGAGUAUGUUUAUCCCGAGAUUGAAGGUCGUAUCAUUUUCACAAAUUCCGCCAGUGUACUUAUGGGCUCCUCAGCAGCCCUGCUCCUUAUCUCUUCCAUCCUGAUGAAGAUGAUUAGUUAGAAUAUUUUAGCUAUUAAAGAGCUUUAACCAUACCCCCAGUUUCUGCUUCGAUAUUAUGGUAUUUAAGAUGUUGAAUCAAAACUGUAAUAUUGGAGUACAAGUUCAAGGUGCCAAAAUAGCUUGUAUGUAUAAAGUGAAAACCUGCAAGUUAAAAUAAAAA